Molecule: messenger RNA, 672 nt
Organism: Aspergillus ruber CBS 135680
Lineage: Eukaryota; Fungi; Ascomycota; Eurotiomycetes; Eurotiales; Aspergillaceae
Product: dehydrogenase
Exons: 1
Coding region: 1-672 (223 amino acids)
Cellular component (GO): intracellular anatomical structure
Molecular function (GO): oxidoreductase activity, acting on NAD(P)H, oxygen as acceptor
Source: RefSeq, a predicted model, not a curated record
AUGGUUGAAAUAUCCCAGGUGGAUGUGUCCGACUAUGAUUCUGUCAGCCGCUUUGCACAGGCCGCUGCGUCGCAUGGACCCAUCAAAGCAGUUAUCCAUACAGCUGGCUUGUCCCCGUCCGCAGGUUGUGCGCAAAAGAUCCUUGAAGUAGAUCUUCUCGGCACUGUCAAUGCUCUUGAUGCUUUCUUAGAGGUGGCGCAGUCCGGAACGAGCAUGGUCUGUGUCGCGAGUAUGGCCGGUCACAUGGGAUCAAAUUUAGCAUCGGAGCUAGAGCGUCAUCUCGCGACAGCGUCUAGGGAUCAAUUGUUAGAUCACCCCGCUCUAAAGAUUGACAAGGCCGAUCCUCAUGGCACUGCACGGGCUUAUGGCCUGUCAAAACGCGGAAAUUUACUACGCGUCCAGGCUUCAGCUCAAGCAUGGGGUCGCGUUGGAGGGAGAGUGAAUUCCGUUAGUCCCGGGGUCAUCUCUACAAGCGCUGGGCGCCAGGAAAUCAAUGGCCCAGCUGCGAAAUUCAUCACUCUGAGUCCUGUUGGUCGCGUUGGAACGCCGCAGGACAUUGUGAAUGCUGUCUCAUUCUUGGUCAGUGCAGAGUCAUCUUUCAUCACAGGCAAUGACAUCCUCGUGGAUGGUGGGGUCGUUUCAUCAUUACAAUGGGAUAACUUGAAAGCCUGA